Arabidopsis arenosa is the source of this 3921-nucleotide messenger RNA. NCBI's taxonomy places the organism in Eukaryota, Viridiplantae, Streptophyta, Magnoliopsida, Brassicales, Brassicaceae. The record is from the annotation of a GenBank genome assembly.
GUAUUGGUCUUUUCUCUGAAACAGAAAGGGAGAGGAGAGCUAGAGGAAGAAGAUGAAUAUAAAGAGUUCCGGAAGCAUAAGAUCGAUAUUCAUGCACGCGGACGGUGUCGGUGUAGAUUGGAUGUUGAUGGCACUAGGGUUGAUUGGAGCAGUUGGUGAUGGCUUCAUAACUCCUAUUGUAUUUUUUAUCUCCAGCAUGCUACUGAACGACCUGGGUGGUUCCUCUUUCAAUGAUAAAACGUUCAUGCAAGCCGUCUCCAAGAAUUCUAUAGCUUUGCUGUAUGUCGCUUGUGCUUCUUGGGUUGUAUGUUUCCUUGAAGGAUAUUGCUGGACAAGAACAGGGGAGAGACAAGCGGCAAGAAUGAGAGAGAACUACUUAAGAGCAGUGUUAAGCCAAGAUGUGAGUUACUUUGAUCUUCAUGUCACAAGCACUUCUGAUGUUGUUACUAGUGUCUCAUGUGACAGUCUCGUCAUUCAAGACGUCAUUAGUGAAAAGUUACCGAACUUUUUGAUGAAUGCAUCUGCGUUUUGUGCAAGCUACAUAGUAGGUUUCAUCUUGUUAUGGAGAAUGGCACUCGUAGGUUUCCCUUUUAUCGUCCUCCUCGUGAUCCCUGGACUAAUGUACGGACGAGCACUCAUCAACAUCUCAAGGAAGAUACGCAAGGAGUACGAUGAGGCUGGUUCAAUAGCUGAGCAGGCCAUGUCAUCGGUUCGAACCGUCUACGCAUUUAGUAGUGAGAAGAAGAUACUAGCAAAGUUCUCAACUGCACUUCAACAGUCAGUAAAGUUAGGGGUAAGACAAGGGCUGGUUAAAGGAAUCGCCAUUGGGAGCAAUGGUAUCACUUAUGCUAUCCGGGGGUUCAUGACUUGGUACGGAAGUCAGAUGGUUAUGAAACAUGGCUCCAAAGGCGGUACUAUCUAUGCAGUCAUUGUCUGCCUCACCUAUGGCGGCGCAACACUUGGUCGAGGUUUAUCGAAUAUCAAAUAUCUAUCAGAAGCAUUUGUAGCAGGAGAACGGAUUAUGAAAGUUAUGAAAAGAGUCGCUGUUAUUGAUUCAGACACUUUAGAAGGCCAGAUUCUAGAGAUAAUUAGAGGAGAAGUCGAAUUCAAAAAUGUGAGGUUCACCUACCCGUCUAGACCCAAAACCCCAAUCUUUGACAAUUUGUGUCUAAGAAUUCCAUGUGGGAAAACCGUGGCUCUGGUGGGUGGAAGUGGAUCGGGAAAAUCAACUGUGAUAUCGCUUUUACAGAGGUUAUAUGACCCAAUCGCAGGAGAGAUUCUCAUUGAUGGUGUGUCCAUUAGCAAGUUGCAAGUGAAGUGGCUGAGAUCACAAAUGGGUCAUGUUAGCCAAGAGCCCGCGCUCUUCGCCACAUCAAUAGAGGAGAACAUAUUAUUUGGUAAAGAGGACGCAUCCAUGGAUGAAAUAAUGGAAGCUGCAAAGUCCUCAAAUGCUCAUGAUUUCAUUUCCCAGUUCCCUCUUGGUUACAAAACUCAGGUUGGGGAGAAAGGAGUUCAAAUUUCGGGAGGACAAAAGCAGAGGAUCGCAAUCGCACGUGCAAUAAUCAAGUCACCAAAAAUUCUUCUUCUCGACGAGGCAACAAGCGCAUUAGACUCGGAGUCUGAAAGGGUAGUCCAAGAAGCCAUAAACAAUGCCUCUGUUGGUCGUACAACUAUUGUUAUAGCCCACCGUCUCUCAACCAUUCGUAAUGCUGAUGUUAUAUGUGUAAUCCACGAUGGUUGCAUUGUAGAAACAGGAUCGCACAAAGAGCUCAUGGAGAGGUUAGAUGGUAGAUACACUUCUCUAGUCCGCUUACAACAGAUGGAAAAUGAAGAAUCAGACAGCAUAAAUGUGAACGAGGAUCAACUCUCAAGUACUUUGAACAAUGACUUGAACUAUAAUCCAAGAGACUCUGUUCAAAGCACGAGUUCAGGCAUUGAUACAUAUCAUACUGAUUUGAUUUCUAAGGAUAAGAAGCCGCUUAUCCCAUCAUUUAACAGAUUAAUGGCAAGGAAUAGACCAGAAUGGAAACAUGCAUUAUAUGGUUGCUUAAGUGCAGCCUUAUAUGGGGCUGUACAACCAAUUUACGCAUAUUUUUCAGGAUCAAUGGUGUCAAUGUUUUUCCUAACAAGCAACGACGAGAUCAACGAGAAAACAAAGAUCUAUGUGAUGUUAUUUGUUGGUCUAGCUCUAUACACUUUUUGGGUCAAUAUCAUUCAACAUUACAGUUUUGCCUACAUGGGCGAAUACUUAACAAAACGUAUUCGAGAACAAAUGCUCUCAAAGAUAUUGACGUUUGAAGUCAAUUGGUUUGAUGAAGAUGAGAACUCGAGUGGGGCAAUUUGCUCAAGACUAGCAAAAGAUGCUAACAUGGUGAGAUCGCUGGUUGGUGAACGAAUGUCAUUGUUGAUACAUACCAUAUCAGCAGUGAGCAUAGCUUGCACAAUUGGUUUGGUCAUCGCUUGGCGAUUCAGCAUCGUGAUGAUUUCGGUGCAACCAAUGAUUGUUGUGUGCUUCUACACGCAACGUGUUCUGCUCAAGAGCAUGUCGAAAAAGGCCAUCAAAGCUCAAGAUGAAAGUAGCAAACUAGCUGCAGAGGCUGUGUCUAACAUACGAACCAUCAUAACAUUCUCUUCACAAGAACGAAUCAUAAAACUGCUUAAAAAGGUACAAGAGGGUCCUCGGCAAGAAAGCAUCCACCAAUCAUGGUUAGCAGGGAUUGCACUGGGGACUUCACGAAGCCUCAUAACAUGCACUUCGGCUUUGAAUUUCUGGUACGGUGGUAAAAUGAUUGCUGAUGGGAAGAUGGUAUCAAAAGCAUUUUUUGAGCUAUUUUUGAUCUUUAAGACUACAAGUCGGGUUAUUGCUGAUGCUGGGACCAUGACGACAGAUCUAGCAAAGGGCUCGAAUGCAGUUCAGUCAGUGUUUGCAGUGUUAGAUCGUUCCACAAGAAUUGAGCCAGAGAAUCCGAAUGGAUACCUCCCAAAAAAUAUAAAAGGGCAAAUUAGAUUUCUCAAUGUGGACUUUGCAUACCCCACACGACCUGAUGUGACAAUAUUCAAGGACUUCUCCAUUGAGAUCAACGAGGGGAAGUCAACAGCGAUCGUGGGUCCAAGCGGGUCAGGUAAAUCCACAAUAAUUAGCUUGAUCGAGCGGUUUUAUGACCCGCUAAAGGGUAUUGUGCAAAUUGAUGGACAUGAUAUAAGGUCGUUUCACCUGAGAUCACUUCGUCAACACAUAGGUUUGGUUAGCCAAGAGCCAACGUUAUUCACCGGGACAAUCCGAGAGAACAUCAUGUUUGGAGGAGUAUCAGACAAGAUCGAUGAGUCGGAGAUUAUCCAGGCGGCUAAGGCAGCGAACGCUCACGAUUUCAUCACAUCAUUAGCAGACGGUUAUGACACAAAUUGUGGAGACAGAGGAGUACAAUUGUCUGGUGGUCAAAAACAGAGGAUCGCGAUCGCUCGAGCAGUUUUAAAAAACCCAUCGGUGCUGCUCCUCGACGAAGCUACAAGCGCUUUGGACAGCCAAUCAGAGCGCAUGGUGCAGGACGCGCUCGAGCGUUUGAUGGUUGGGAGGACAAGCGUUGUGAUCGCACAUAGGCUUAGCACAAUCCAGAACUGCGACACGAUUGCUGUUUUAGAAAACGGGAAAGUAGUCGAAUGUGGGACACAUUCUUCUCUUUUGGAAAAGGGUCUCACGGGCUCUUAUUUCUCAUUGGUCAGUCUCCAAAAAACUCUCUGUUGAAUACACGAAGUCUAAAACAUGAGUCACAUUUCAUGUAUUCUUUCAGUGAAAGUUUAAUUAUUGUAGCCAGUAUACUUUAGGGAAGCUAGUGACAUAUAAAAAAGGUAACAGUUACUGAUCUGUGUCAUACUUGAGUGAAAAAAAGUAAUGUAAUUGACUAUUAAAAGUUGGUAUGAGUU